GGUUCGGCGCUUGCUGACAACCAUCUUCUAACGGUAUCGUACUGUCACCUGCGCAGAGUUUGUUAACUCAGAGCCUAUCUGACUAACGAACAGUGCUGGUUCAGGUGUUGGACACCUGCUUCACAGAAAUCGUCGCGUUUGCGGUCAUAGCAGCAUAUUGGCAACAGUAAUCAGAAUUGCCGGUGGUGUUGUAGGAGUUACUGUGCCGUUCUGGAAGCAACAAAAACACCAGGCGUUGCGUUCUUCGCCAUUCGCUUGCUGUCGCGCAGUAAAAUCCACAUUGACCAGCAACAUCCUCAUCUGCGAAACGGCCAUAUAGCGCCCGUGUGCGUUGGCAAAAUCCAGAGGCGCAGACGCAGAGUAACGCUCAACCGGAGAGUGACAUACCGUCCGAGCAUCCCAUCGCACCCCAGCCAGCUCUGGAGCGACAUCAGAGCUUGCGAAGCCGUCUCCCCGAGCACUUGCACCUGCUAUCUUCAUUUCAGAGCAUGUCUGACGAGGCGAACGAUUCGAACUCGGACGGAAAAACCCCAGAUACACCGUCAGCGAAGAUCGAAGCGAAGGUUGUGCCAAAAGACAAGUCAAAGUCGAACGGAAGGCCAGCAUCCGUACAGAAUGGAGCAUCAAACAUCGUACCGCCUCCAAAGACCGACAAGCCUCGUCCUCACGUGUGCGCAACCUGCGGUCGAUCUUUCGCAAGGCUAGAGCACCUUAAGCGGCACGAGCGCUCGCAUACGAAGGAAAAACCGUUCGAAUGUCCAGAAUGCACACGAUGCUUCGCAAGAAGGGAUCUUCUGCUGCGGCAUCAGCAAAAGCUGCAUAUGACGACGCCGGCCUCAUCCAGGCCUAGGAGUGGUCGGCGGGAGAGUGUCAGUGGGACAUCCGCGGCCGGAGGAGGCAGGAUUCGAAAGAACUCCGUUGCAAACGGUAAUGCUAAUGGCAUUAGUGGCGUUUCAGCCGGGAAGUCGAGGCCAAGAGCAAACACCAUCAGUCACGUCGAUCUCGCCUCGCUCGGUCUGAUCAACGGAUCAAAUGCUAGCUUCAAUCGAGUCAAUGCGCUAGGUGUAAGCGGCAUGAGUGUCAGUGGGAUGGGUAGUCACAUGAGCUACGAUUAUCGGGGCAUGUCCAACGCCAUUGGACAUCAUGGCAGCAUUCAUGAUCUGCCCAAGCUGGAUCUGCUUGCGAUCAACAGCAGUACUGAAAUGGGCAGUUCUAUGCGAACUGCGCCGCCAAUGGGGAGCUUCGCGCAACAGACAGGUUUUGACUUGGACCAGCUUUUCAGUCCUGGCACCACGGUCAAUCCCGCACAGCUGCAUUUCGGCGGACAGUCCAACAUACCAGCGACGCAGUCCCCCGGGUACGACGGUAUCUCUAACCAGCAUUCCUUCAUCCCAGAGAGUGAUGAUUUUAGGUGGAUGCGUCAAUGGAACAUGCAGAUUCCUUCAAGCUACGGUACCGAGCAUGCCGUAGAUGAGUCGUCUCCCUCCAGGAUAAGUAGCGGAGAGAGUCCCGCGGCAGACUAUGAAAGCAUGUCGAAUAGCAUGCCCGGCAUGGCUAUGCCUGGCAGCCUAGGCCAAUGGUCGCAGCCAGAGUUGCCUGCACACUUACCGCUGUCAGGUGGAGGGCCCUUUCAUCUUCUGGCUCUGGAAAGUGGCUUGUCAAGUGUUGAUGCACCGUUUGGUACUGGCUCGGCUCAUUUACAACAAGAGUCCUUUGCGAGCGCUAAUACUUACUUUGACCAACCCAUCAUCACGCAGUCAGUGCCGCAUCUACCGCAGGCUGAAGUGCUGCAGACUCAACCCUCGAGUAUCUUUGUACCGCCGUCCUUGUCGAACUUCAGCUCCGACAGUCCCAGUAUGUCGGCAUCUUCCAUGACGGGCAGCGUCCGUCAGAGCUCUGUGACAUCUGUGUCGACGGACUCCAUCACGGACUCUACACGUCAAGCCCUUCUAAGCUGCCUAUCGCAGCCAUCAGCAUUUGGACACAACCGCCGAAAGUUCUCGCAGCCCACCAUAAGCUCUCCACUGUCGCCUGGUGCAACACGAACGUCGGCACAAGGUGUCAACUUACCGAGUACAAGUGAUCUGCGCAGAUACGUCGACGCGUUUAUACAAUUCGCACACCCGCACCUCCCUGUGCUUCAUAUACCUACUUUGUCUUUCGACAACAUCGAUGGCUCCGGAGGGCAGAGGACAGCAGGUAAUCAGGCCGCCCUCAGCCCGAAUAGCAUUGUCAAUGGCGGCAGCGGAUGUCUCAUCCUUUCCAUGGCAUCGAUUGGUGCUCUCUAUGAGUACGACCACCCUGCCUCCAAAGAUCUCUUCGAGGCUGCGCGAAAGAUGAUUCAGCUGUACCUCGAAGAGCGAAGAAAGGCCGACAUGUCUGCCGCGGUCAGUGGCGCGAAGCACAGCAGCGAACAUUAUACGCCUCUCUGGCUAGUGCACUCGAUGUUGUUGAAUGUAAUAUACGGGCACCAGUGCGGCGACAAGACAGCUGCCGACAUAGCGAGUAACCAAUGUGCCGCUCUUGUGAGCCUAGCGAGAGCGGCCGAUCUUGCUCAAGCACCUGAAGACGUAUCAGCGGGCAGAGAAGACUUUGUAAAGGACGGUCAAGAGAACAGUGACGUAGACAUGGAAGGCGCGGACACGUCGCCUCAUCAAGCUUCUCCUACGGAUUUGCAGACUCGUUGGCUGAACUGGAAGCACGUGGAGGAGCGAAAGCGUACGCUUUACGCCAUAUUCAUCCUUUCAAGCCUUUGCACGACCGCGUACAAUCACCCGCCGACCAUCAUGAACUCCGAAAUUCUGCUCGACUUGCCGUGCGAUGAGGAGCUGUGGGAGGCAGAAACAGCACAUGAGUGGCAUAAACGCGGCGGCCUAACCGCGGCAGAACGCAGUUCGAUUUCGUUUGUUGACGCUCUCACAACGCUGUUGACGGCCAAUCAACGACAAGGCAGCAGCUACAACUCAUCUGCCUACAAUAGCAACAACCCACUCGGCGCACUGCAGGCGGGUGAUGGCGUGGCGGACAACAAUCUCAAACCUAGCACUUUUGGCUGCCUGGUAUUGAUCAAUGCGCUCCACAACUACAUCUGGGAAACCCGCAGUCGACACCACGGCAGACAGUGGACACAGCAAGAGACGGACUCGAUGUUCUCACACAUUGAACCAGCGUUGAAUGCCUGGCAAGCUGCGUGGAAAGCAAACCAGCACCACAAGCUGGAGCGACCUAACCCCUUCAAGCUUGGACCGUUAUCUGCCGACAGUGUCCCACUGCUGGACCUGGCGUUUGUGCGACUUUUCGUCAACCUCGGACGAUCGAAAGAAGCCUUUUGGCAGCGCGAUUUUGAUGGCAUGGCUGAGGAGCUUGCCCGCGGAACUGAGAUCGUGCAACAUGCGAGCGGCGCGCCAACAGCUGCGGGCGAUAGACCAGAAGACCCGUCUGUAAGGAAAGCUGCCAGCAUGUCGCCCGACAGCGCGUUGCCGCAACGCCGGCCUUCAAAAGCACCAUCUUUGGACCAAGCUUCAUCGCGACGGGAGCGACAUUUGCGCAAGGCCGCUUUCUACGCCGCUGAUUCUCUGACCAUCGCCUGCAGCUACAAUUUGACGUACACAGAUCUGUCGGCGCAUGAGCUACCCAUCCAGUCCGCCAUGUGCUUCUUCGAUUGUAGCCAAGUUCUUGCCGAAUGGGCAUGCACUGUACAGGAACGUGUCGGUAGUCUGCUAGGUGUCCUCGGCCGCGACCAAAUCGAUUUCCAGAACGUGCCUGCAAUAAUGCUGCUGGAGAACGAGGAUGUUGAACUUCUACGCAAGAUUGAGCGAAUCUGUGACAGCCUCGAGACCAAGCGGUACCAGCAGGAGAACCUCCUAGCCAUGGACAUUCAGUCAAUGAAUCCGAGCGCAACCGUGGGCCUUGUUGCCAACAAUGUCAAUCUCAGUACUUGUGGGCACGGCAGUAAGGUACUGAGGGUGACGGCGAUGAUGCUGGAAAAGGCUGUCAUCUGGCCUGUCACCCACGUCAUGGCGAAAGCGCUCGAAACCCAGGCCACGCACAUGGAUCAGAGAGCGGAUGCAUCAUGCAAAUGAACCCGUCUCGCAACACACAACCAAAGCAUCAAUCAACCCGUUAGUUAGGUGUCGACCAUGUCCAUAUCGGAGUUGGUGUCUUCCCCUUCUUGUACAGCACAGCGUUUUGCGCAGUCUGAAAAGUUACAUGUGCAUAUGGGUCUGGAAAAGCAUCGGUGGCCAAAAGUUUACCAGAGCGUGCAAGAGUGUGCUCUUCACGGCCGACGUGCCUGCUUAUCGUACGAACGAAUCACGACAUCUUUGAUGAGUGGCAAUGGGAAGGCGCCCGAUGUAUCUACGGCGUACUUUGUACGAAAUGCUCACGCUGUUCUAAGCGACUACGCAGUUCAACG
Baudoinia panamericana UAMH 10762 is the source of this 4414-nucleotide messenger RNA. RefSeq lists its product as uncharacterized. Gene Ontology annotation, molecular function: RNA polymerase II cis-regulatory region sequence-specific DNA binding; DNA-binding transcription factor activity, RNA polymerase II-specific; zinc ion binding. The coding region runs from base 489 to 4082 and encodes 1197 amino acids. The record is from RefSeq and is a predicted model, not a curated record. Lineage: Eukaryota; Fungi; Ascomycota; Dothideomycetes; Mycosphaerellales; Teratosphaeriaceae. Gene Ontology annotation, cellular component: chromatin. Gene Ontology annotation, biological process: DNA-templated transcription; regulation of transcription by RNA polymerase II. The transcript is spliced from 3 exons.